Messenger RNA from Dovyalis caffra, 219 nucleotides. NCBI's taxonomy places the organism in Eukaryota, Viridiplantae, Streptophyta, Magnoliopsida, Malpighiales, Salicaceae. The record is from the annotation of a GenBank genome assembly.
AUGUCAAUUUUACCACAUUCCUUCGUCCUCUGCGACCUGGUUGAUGAUGAGAUGACUAAGUGGGCAAAAGGUUUGAUUUUGUUCUUGAAAACCCGUAAUGAUAGAUCGAGGAAGCUUAAUGAGGAAUUGAAGAAGAAACUUAUAAAUGGAAUGGGUAUUAGGGACUUGCAAUAUGAUGAUGGAGUUGAAAUGGGGAUGCCGACCACUUUGAAAAUUUAA